Molecule: messenger RNA, 1671 nt
Organism: Rasamsonia emersonii CBS 393.64
Lineage: Eukaryota; Fungi; Ascomycota; Eurotiomycetes; Eurotiales; Trichocomaceae
Exons: 8
Coding region: 1-1671 (556 amino acids)
Biological process (GO): transmembrane transport
Molecular function (GO): transmembrane transporter activity
Source: RefSeq, a predicted model, not a curated record
AUGGGCUUCAAGCAGUUUCUGAAGAACCGCUCGAGCCUGCGGGUGGACAACAACAAGGUCACAAAUGCAGCCAGUCUCACCUUACGCCAGAGUUUGUGGCCAUUGACCAUUGUCACGCUGCUGUUUUUCUUAUGGGUGAGUUCGCAUGUGGACUCCAUGAUUGAUUCUUUUCUUCCUACAGAGCAAUGCUUACGAGGACAAAAUCAGGGGUUUGCUUAUGGCCUGCUUGACACGUUAAACAAGCAUUUCCAGAAUACUCUGAACAUCACGAGGACGCGAUCUUCUGGUCUGCAGGCUGCAUAUUUCGGAGCCUAUCCACUCGCGUCUCUCGGGUAUGCCAACUGGAUACUCCGUCGCUUCGGCUACAAGACCGUCUUCAUCUUUGGCCUGACUGUGUACGGCAUUGGAGCACUUUGCAUGUGGCCAGCUGGUGUGAAACGCUCGUUUGGAGGUUUCUGCGGAGCUACAUUCAUAAUUGGCUCGGGACUGGGCUCCUUGGAGACGGCUGCCAACCCUUACCUGUCUGUCUGCGGUCCACCCAAGUACUCUGAAAUCCGGAUCAAUUUUGCUCAGGCGUUCAACGCCAUUGGAACUGUCGUGGGUCCCGUUCUGGGCUCAUACGUCUUUUUCACGGGGACUUCAGAUGAUGUGGAGGCGUUGAAGCGCGUGCAAUGGGUGUAUCUCGCGAUCGCCAUCUUCGUCUUCAUCCUCGCGGGCGUGUUCUUCCUCUCCAACAUCCCUGAAGUCACCGACAGCGACAUGGCCUAUCAAGUUGCGGAGACGCACGUGGGCGAGGGAGACAAGCCAUUCUGGAAGCACUAUGCUUUGUUCCAUGCUGCUCUGGCCCAGUUUACCUACACCGGCGCUCAGGUUGCCAUUGCUGGGUAUUUCAUCAACUACGCCGUCGACACCCGACCAGGGACGUCCAGCGCUACCGGUGCCAAGUUCCUUGCCGGGGCUCAGGGGGCCUUUGCGGUGGGACGAUUUACCGGAACGCUGCUCAUGAAGUUUUUCAAACCGCGAUAUGUGUUCCUGUUGUAUAUGUGUGGAGUCGUUGCUUGCCUAGCGGCGUCGGUCACGCAGAGAAACAACACCGGAAUAGCCAUGCUUUUCAUGACCCUGUUCUUCGAGUCCGUCUGCUUCCCGACCAUCGUCGCGCUGGGAAUCCGAGGACUGGGCCGCCACUACAAGCGCGGGUCCGGUAUGAUCGUGGCAGGUGUGGGAGGAGGCGCAGUGGUGCCGCCGAUCUUGGGCCAUGUCGCCGAUAUGCGCAACUCGACAGGGUUUGCCAUGAUUGUUCCGACGAUGUUCAUGGUCGUAGCAUGGACCUACGCCAUGGCAGUCAACUUUGUCCCUUCGUACCGCGACACCGUUGACAAAGUGGGCGCUAGCAAGAUCGGACUGGAGAAUGGAGACAACAAUCCUCCCAAGGAUUUGGAGGCGGCAGAAGCGACUGCAUGCCAUGACCAAGUAUUUCUAUUAAUUACUCCACCAUCCAGAUCCAAAAUGGACGUCGCAAGCAAAAAAGUCAACUUUACUCAAAAAGAAAGUUUUCGAAAGCAUCCAUUCCUUUCCUCUCGUCCUCCCCAACAGGGUGCCUUACGAUACAGAGAUCUGGAACCUGAGGCGCUAGCAGUAGGUUACUCCAUACUCCGUAUGGGAGCUUUUUGA